AUGUCUAAAAAUCCAAUUCAAUUUGUAUCACUAAUAUCAAGAAAUGAUAAACCACUAUAUAUACAAUCAUUCAUACCAGGAUCAACCACAACUAAAGAUCCGAAUGAUAAAUCAACACAAACAACAUCAGCAUCAAGUAUAAAUAAAUUUUUAAAAUUCAAUUUCUUUAGUCAUAUGGCAGUUGACAUAUUUUCAUCACCUACAUCGUUAUUAUUAAGAGAACAACAACAACAACAACAACAACAACAACAACAACAACAAAAAGGUACAAAUCAAAGUGGUGUAUUACUAUUGUUUAUUCAAGAACAAGUAAUAGUGUAUGGGUACGAAUCUAAUAAUGGAUUAAAAAUCAUUGUUGGUGUUGAUCAGGGGAUUAGUAUAAAUCAAGAACUGUUAAAUAAUUUUAUAAAAAAUAUUUAUAAAUUAUAUUUAAGAAUUAUUUGUAAUCCAUUUAAGAAUUUUAAAGGUAUAGAAAGUAACAUAAAUGGAGAAGAUAAUGAUGAUGAUGAUUUAUUAAAUUCACCUAAGUUUGAUAAUGGUGUUAGAAGUUUAGUUGAGAAUUUUAUGAAAAAGUAG
This is a messenger RNA of Lodderomyces jiufengensis, 576 nucleotides long. RefSeq lists its product as uncharacterized. Lineage: Eukaryota; Fungi; Ascomycota; Pichiomycetes; Serinales; Debaryomycetaceae. The record is from RefSeq and is a predicted model, not a curated record. The transcript has a single exon. Gene Ontology annotation, biological process: endoplasmic reticulum to Golgi vesicle-mediated transport. The coding region runs from base 1 to 576 and encodes 191 amino acids. Gene Ontology annotation, cellular component: TRAPP complex; nucleus; cytoplasm.